Metarhizium brunneum ARSEF 3297 is the source of this 345-nucleotide messenger RNA. RefSeq lists its product as uncharacterized. Lineage: Eukaryota; Fungi; Ascomycota; Sordariomycetes; Hypocreales; Clavicipitaceae. The record is from RefSeq and is a predicted model, not a curated record.
AUGGCGCAAAGUACGAUCCGGGGAUUUGCAAAAGGCGUGCUCCGUAAUAUUAUGGGCAACCAGCCACAAAGAUCGCCUCUUCCCCAAAUCAUGGGGGACCUGCCGAUGGGCUGGGGACGACAGCGCCAGACAAACCAGGGUAUCCUGCGCGAAAUUAGCAAACAACCUCCUGGAGGGGAUAUCUGCUCAAUAUCAGGAGCGAUUAGCGUCAAGGGCCAGCUGACGGCUCAGCAUGGCAGCACAGUUGAAUAUCGAACUCGGAAUAGGAACAUGUCGACACAAUUCACAGCAAAAGAUGGAGCUGGAAGUGGUUUCAGCGGUGCAGUCGGUGCAAGCGGUUCUUGA